Messenger RNA from Dovyalis caffra, 1174 nucleotides. Lineage: Eukaryota; Viridiplantae; Streptophyta; Magnoliopsida; Malpighiales; Salicaceae. The record is from the annotation of a GenBank genome assembly.
AUGGAAAGUCGGAGGAGUUUCAGGCUGUGCAGAGUGUUAUUUCUGGUUUUGGCAUUGAUGGAGAUUUCUUCUGCUAGUCUCUCUCCUUCUGGUAUAAACUACGAAGUUGUAGCUUUGGUGGCCAUAAAAACUGCUUUACAUGACCCAUAUAGUGUUCUGGAGAAUUGGGAUAUCAAUUCUGUCGAUCCUUGUAGCUGGAGGAUGGUUACUUGCUCCCCAGAUGGAUAUGUUUCUGCUUUGGGACUUCCCAGUCAAAGCUUGUCUGGUACUUUAUCUCCGUCCAUUGGCAACCUCGCUAAUCUGCAAUCAGUGUUGCUGCAAAAUAAUGCCAUUUCAGGUCCAAUACCUGCUGCAAUUGGCAAGCUGCAGAAGCUUCAGACACUUGAUCUCUCAAACAAUACACUUAGUGGAGAAAUGCCCACUUCUUUGGGGGACCUCAAGAACCUGAAUUACUUGCGAUUAAAUAACAACGGCCUUACUGGACACUGCCCCGAGUCUCUGUCCAAUCUCCAUGGUCUCACACUUGUGGAUCUUUCAUUUAACAAUCUGAGCGGUUCCUUGCCAAAAAUAUCAGCAAGAACUUUCAAAGUUACGGGUAACCCUUUAAUAUGUGGACCCAAGGCCAGUAACAACUGUUCUUCUGUCUUUCCAGAGCCUCUUUCUCUCCCACCUGAUGGUAUGAAAGGUCAAUCAGACUCUGGAACAAACAGUCAUCGUGUGGCUAUCGCUUUUGGUGCAAGCUUUGGUGCUGCCUUUUCCAUAAUAAUAAUUAUUGGGUUACUGGUUUGGUGGCGAUAUAGACACAACCAGCAAAUUUUCUUUGACGUCAAUGAGCAAUAUGACCCAGAGGUAUGCUUGGGCCACUUGAGAAGGUAUACAUUUAAGGAGCUCCGUGCUGCAACUGAUCAUUUCAGUUCAAAGAAUAUUCUCGGGAGAGGUGGAUUUGGUAUUGUGUACAAGGGGUGCUUGAAUGAUGGAACUCUGGUGGCUGUCAAAAGGCUGAAGGACUAUAACAUUGCUGGUGGUGAAAUCCAAUUCCAGACAGAAGUAGAAACAAUAAGUUUGGCUGUUCAUCGAAAUCUUCUUAGGCUCUCUGGGUUCUGCACAACUGAGAACGAAAGGCUUCUUGUUUACCCCUAUAUGCCAAAUGGAAGUGUAGCAUCUCAAUUAAGAG